Gopherus evgoodei (Goodes thornscrub tortoise) is the source of this 2366-nucleotide messenger RNA. It is a transcript of the gene REELD1, whose product is annotated as reeler domain containing 1. NCBI's taxonomy places the organism in Eukaryota, Metazoa, Chordata, Testudines, Testudinidae. The record is from RefSeq and is a predicted model, not a curated record. Bases 312 to 1967 code for a protein of 551 amino acids. Gene Ontology annotation, molecular function: oxidoreductase activity, acting on metal ions. The transcript is spliced from 7 exons.
UCCUGCCAAGCAUCAGUAACGGAGUCCUAGGGUGAUCCCGUACAGAACAUACUACUUUUUCCCCCUUGCUUUGUUUUUAUUUUCAUCCCAGAAACUUGGUGGUAAAAUGAAUUAAUAAAUAAAAUGUGUGAGUGGGUGGGAGAUGAGGAAAACUAAUACGAUUAAAGCUGAUUUGGGCACUGGCAGAGAGUUCCUGUCGGUAUUAGGGUAACAGCUGGUGCACUUCCCAUUAGAGGAGAAAGUGAAGAACUUGCCUUAAAGGAUGUGUCUCUGUUAGGCUGAGGGGGAACUGUUACAGUGAGCCUGAAGGAAUGUGUCCCAAGGUGGAGGAUGGAAUGAAAGUCAUUGGAUGGGUAUGCACAAUCUUGUGCUUGGUUUCAUACACUGCUGCCUUCUCCCAUGGUGCGAGUCUUUCUGCCUGUGGUGACAUGACACCCAAACAUAUAAGAGCUCAGCUUCAGAACCCCCGGAACAACUAUAUCACUCUCCACACCAAUAUGUCCUUCUACUUUCCAGGUGAUAAGGUACCAGUGACAGUGAGGAGCACUCGUGAUUUCAUGGGCUUUUUGCUUCAAGCUCGCAGGGUAUCUAAUGAUCAAGUUGCUGGCACUUUUGUUUUUAUUCCUCCGGGUUCCAAACUGCUGACUUGUUUUGAAGAUGGCGAUUCUGUAACCCAUUCUGACAAGUCACUGAAGAGAAACUUGUCAUUUGUGUGGAAGGCACCUGCCCAGCCCAUUGGAGACAUCAAGUUCUUUUUAUCGGUAGUCCAGUCAUAUUUUGUUUACUGGGUAAGGAUUGAAUCUGCUAUUGUGUCCCACCAAAUACAAAACAGAACACCUGCUGAUAGUAGCAAGAAGUCCAGCACUAUAAUGCCAACACCACUGCAGAAACCUACUGAUCCAAAAGUAACAGUUACAGCAAACAAAGGUUCUGCUACACCCAACAGUAUUACUGUCUUUACUCAAUCUGCAAAAUUUAUGCCUGCCAGACUGACUAGAAUUGCAGUGACAAAAGUACUGGAGCCUGCUUAUGGAAGCAGACAAGACACAGAACAACUUGAUAAGGGAAAGCAACAGCCUGAGACCUCUGUGGAUCCAGUAGCUUUGAGGGUCAGCAGCAGACAUGGAGGAGGGCAAGCCAACAGAAGCAGCAUCUACAGUGAUCAAAGUCUGGAGCCAUCACUUGAGUUUCAAGGGCUGGAUAUGGCAAACAUCUUGCGAAGUUUCAUUUUACAAGAUUAUGCCUCCAGCCCCAGCACAUCCGAUGGAUCACCAAGCAUCUCAGGUGCUUCUACAUCACAACUGUGUUUGACAUGUAAGGAAAAUAUACAGGAGGUUGCUGUGAACUCCAACCAAAUGACAACAAAACCUGUAUUGCAGGCUACAGCUUCACUUUCCACCCAGCUUUGGUACACUUACCUGCUUGCAGUUCCAGGCACAACGUCACAGCAUAGAGAUGGGGAAGCUGACUUGGAUGUCUCCAGCAGUUUAUCAUCAGCUUCAAGGCAGAUGGCAGAGACGCGGUCAGUGACACAGAAAGCUUCAGCAAACUUCUUGCUGCAGUCAGAACAUGCAGUUUCUGGAGAGGAGGAGGAGAACCAAGAGGAGGUUGCUGGGAAUACACUUCCAUGGGUGACCAGACCCAUGCCUGAUGCUGCUGUUCCUGGGAAAGAAGCAGAACACCCCAGAAAAGGGGGACAAUUCAUAGCAGCCCAACUUGGCAUUCUCCUUGGCUGUACAGCUGCCCUCGGCAUGGCCCUGGCUGCUGGGCUGCGCUGCAUCCAUGCCCAGUAUUGUCACAAGCGAACAGAAGUGUCCUUUAGUGAACCAGACAAUGAUGUCAUCACAAUGAGAGAAGGUGAGGAGAUGAUGCAAUUCAGGAAGAUACGGGAAAACAGCUUUGUGCUGGUGCAGGCCGAAUACAACUGGAUCAGCCCAUCAGGCAGUGGAAAAAAGACAGUCAUCUAAAAAUACCUGCAAAUCCCACAUAGUGCUUUAUAGAUUAGGUAGCGUCAUAUGUAGGGCAGAUGGUAAAAAUUAAUCGGAAUGUCUAACGUGAAUACAGGAAGCUGCUGUAGUGUAGCUCCUAUAUAUAACCAUCUCAAUAAAUAUACUCCAACUGAAAAAUGAUGGAAGUAGUUGCAUGUUCUGAUCACAGUACAAAUGCAUGCAACUCAGUUACAGAUGUUAUGAAAAUUAGACGUUCUAAAUUACAGAUGCUAUGAAAAUAUAAGUAGACAUAUUGUUUAAAAUGUUACACUUAACACAAUAAAUAUUGUAUAGCUACUCAUUAAUUGUGCUAUUGUAGCCAUUACAUUUCCUUUGUUGCCUUAAGGUAUAAUCAAAAAUAGAAAUUCUUCCUUUGCA